Molecule: messenger RNA, 5196 nt
Organism: Owenia fusiformis
Lineage: Eukaryota; Metazoa; Annelida; Polychaeta; Sabellida; Oweniidae
Source: the annotation of a GenBank genome assembly
GUCACAUAUUCAAGAUGGAGGUUGCCGAAUAUUUUCUUUCCGAAAAACAGUAUAAAAUCAGUUAUAUAUAGAAGUUAUGAUUACUUUACGCUGAUUUGAAACAUUCACUAUCACAAACAUCAUUUCUGCAAAAUAUUUAGGUCUAAGAUGAGUUGGUGGGACACAUCAGGGAUUCAGAAACUUGCCAAUCAGGCACUGCAGCAGGCGCAAUCCAAGAUAGACAAGGUAUUAGACAUUCAAAAUGAAGGGGAGUCGGCUACAAGUGGAGUAUCUACAGAAGGGGAUCCCUUUAUGUCCAGUGUUCCAGUUGAAUCCAAAUCUCAAAGUAAGGAAGACAAGAAAGCUGAAGGAGACUUCUGGGGAUCAUGGGGGGUGGAGACAAGCGGCAAUCAAGAAACUGACAGCGUUGCUUCAUCUUGGUCAAAAUUCACAUCAAAAAAGAAAGAAACACAGAAUGCAAGGUUGUCAAAAGCAACAAUAAAGACAGCUUCAGUUUCUUCCUCAGAAAGAGCUACUGCUAGUAAAAAUCUACCUAGAUUGAAUAUAGCAAAACAUGGACAUAUUGAAAAAGAUACUUCUUCAAUUGAUAAAGAUGUUGGUUUGACAUCCACCAUUGUGAAGCCAUCUUCAGCUGGAGAACCUUCAAAAACAGAGCCAUCCAUUCCAUCAAGUUCACCUACUAAGAAAACUGGACCCUUGAAACUUGGCAAAAAAUUAAGCAAAACAAAAUCAACAGAAAGGUUGUCUCAAAGGAAACCCGAAAUAGUUUCACCAAGAAAUGAUCCUGAUAUUGACCAAACACCUUUGGUUAAAGCAAGUGAUGGAGGCCAUGACGCAUUGAGCAAGGCUAAAGUGGACAAUGCUGCAGUACCAGUAGUAGCAACAGUUAAAGAGAUGUGCCAGGAAACUUCUCCAGACAGUAUUAUAAAUGAUGAUCAAAAAUCAGAUUUUUCAGAAGAAAAAGGAGUUACAAAAAUUCUAUCAAAAACUGACAGCAGUUCAAAUGAGACUGGUUCCUCCAAUGUGACUUCAAAAAUCCCUGAUGAGUCAACUGGUCCAUCAUCUCAUGAGGAAGGUCUGAAUGAACCAGCUGUUGAUGUUAAUAGAGCUACUGCAGAUGUUCCUGAAGAAAGUAAGGGAGAUAGUCAGUUGGUUGGACAAAAGACAGAGGAAUCGCCAGAGGAAGAUAGUAUAAAGGAAGAACCCUGUGAUAGUAACAUUAUACACAUAAGCAGCACAUCUGAAAAAACCAUGGUGCAUAAUAAGUUUAAUUCGGGUGCAAUUGAAAAUCAAGAUGGUGAGUUACAUUUACAUCAUGAUUCAGGAAGUCUUCCAAGCAACAUUAAUGAUAAUGACAAUGAAAAGACUAUCACAAAAGAAGAACUUGAUAAAAAUCUUCUUGAAAGUAAUGAAUUGUGCAACAAGGAUGUUGAAGUAGAUGUAGAUGAAAAUUUAGAAGCAUGUGAACCUAAUGUAGACAAUCUAGAAUAUGAUGUAGAAAAAUACAACACUAAUGUCAGUGUAUGUGAUCCUAAUGAAGAUAUAGGAGAAAGAAAUAUUGAUGUAGAAGGAAAAAGAAAUAUUGAUGUACAAGACAUUAUGAUUCAAGAUGAUGAAAACCCUGCAGUAAAGAAAAGUGAAACUGAUAUUGAAGUACACAACACGAGUAUAGACUUAGUUGAAAGUCUCCUUGUUGAACCAGACAAUUCCCAGUUAGCAAGUAGUUCAUCUGAAAGUGCUAUGAGUGACCAAGCCAGUGAUACAAAAACUAUAUCAGAUGAAAAAGACAAUGAAAGUGAUUCAAAAACUGAAACUGAUACUAGUACAAUCACUAUAGAAGGUGACACAGGUGGAAGUGAUUCCCUUGAGACAUCAAAGGAUCAUAUUAAUGUUUCUCCAUGUGAUGACACAAUAGCUGACAUUCCUGAGCAGUCUAAACCGAUGCAUGAACAACUAAAUGUUGAAAUACCCCAGCAAAGACAUGGUCCAGAUACUAGUGGGCACAAGUCCGAUGAGUCUGAUUCCCCAACACCUCAUUCUGAACAUACAAGUAGUGACUCUGAGGCCAAACAGCGCAAGAGGGCAGAUAGUCUCACAUCAACAUCAAGUAGUGGAAGUUCAUUUGUGCGCUGUGAAAUAGCUGAGGCCAUGACUGAGAGUGCUGCUACUCAACAAGGGGAGGAUGUUCAGUCUGGGCACUCCAGUGGAAGUGAAAAGUCUGACCUUGUGAAGAUAGGUGGCUCUGAGGUGACUAGUGGGCACACCUCUGGUGAUGAGGUGGACACAACCACCAGCUCUGAUAUAGAGAUUAUCUCAACUCCAACUUCUAAUGGAGAAUAUCGGAUGGAAAGACCAUUUGACUUGUCUCCCCUGAGACAUGCAUUCAGUCAGCACAGUGGACGGGGCAGAGAACUUGGCCACAAUAGAUCUGACAGUAACUCCAGUGCACAGAGCCGUAAGAGUGAACAGGGGAGUCCUGAGCCCCCCAAGCUGGAUGCAAGGCAGUCCCUCAGGGAGGGAGAGCAACUCGCCUCUAAGCUUAUCAAACCUGAAGUUAAAGACACAAGGGAGGAUACUAAUCCUCUUCAGACAGAGAAGUUGCUAAAGUUUGAAGAUCCAAGUGAUGACCCUGCCAUUCUGUUACAGAAGUUGGCUAGCAUGGCAGAGGUGCUUGAUGCCAGGGAGAAAAAGUUGUUAGAGUUGAGCAAGGAAAACAUUGACCUCCAGGAGACAUCUGCUGUUUUACGCAGUCAGCUGCAACAGUCAGAGGAAGCCAGGGAGAUGGAAAUGGCAGACCUGAAUGAGAUCACGGAGGAGUUCACUCAGAGGAUCAGUGAUUCAGAGAAAAAACUACAAGCUACAUGUCGAGAGAGGGACAACAUGAAGAAACAACUUCAGUCAAUGCAAGGAGAACUGUCUAGUAGCAAGCAGACUGAGAGUCUAAUGCUAGAGAAGGAUCAGCAGAUAUCUGAGCUGUUGGAGGAGGGAGAGAAACUUUCCAAGCAGCAGCUACAAAGCAACAACAUAAUUAAGAAACUACGUUCAAAGGAAAAGGAAACAGAUUCACUUGUUAAAUCCCAAAAGCAAAAAUUGGAUGAACAGAAAACUGAAAUUGAGCGUCUUCAUAAGGUUUUGGAUUCUAAAGAGGACAUGGAAACUAAACAGAAAGAUGCCAUUAAUCAGUUGAACGCUGCUGUAAAGAAACAGGAAAAGGAUUUAUCAAAAUACAAGGCUGACCUUGAGGAAUCCCUAGAGAAGGCAAGAGGUCUGCAGUCUGCACUAGACAACUCGUACAAGGAGUUGGCUGAGCUCCACAAGGCGCAGGCCACAAAGUCUACUAAGGUACAGGAGGAAAAGUUGAGUCAAGAGAUGGCUGCUAAAGAAGAAAUACGAUUUGCAAUGGAGAAACAACAGCUUGUUGCUAGAAAACAACAGGAAGGCUUAGUCAUGCAGGUUGAAGAUCUACAGUUAUCUGUGUCACGUAUGGAGAAAGAACAUUCAAGAAGAGAGAAUAGACUGCGCCAGGAGAUAUCUGACCUCCAGCAGCGUCUACAGGAGGGUGAGGUGAGGAACCAGGAGUUGACACAGAGUGUUUCUGGGGCCUCGCGUCCUCUCUUGCGACAAAUUGAGAACCUGCAAGCCACAUACUCUGCACAGACAGUCUCAUAUGAACGAAUUGAGAAGAAUUUGACUGAAAGAUUAGCUGAAGUGCAGGGUCAGCUAGCUACUGCAACUGAGAAGGAACGUAUGUCCAGUGAGAAAGCCAUGGAAUUGUCCACUAAACUAACUUCCCUGGAGUCUCAGGUCAGACUGCUUAGACAGGAGAAGUCCAGACUGACAGCUGAGAAAGACAUGCUUAGUGCCCGCAUAGAAGUACUGGAGGAUGCAAAGAAUAAUGAGAGUGCCCAGCUAGAAGCAUUGAAACACUCACUGAACCAUGACCUCCAAGAAUUGAAGAAGGAGAAGAUUCUGCUGGAGAACCAGCUUGAGAUGGAAAAGAUAAGAACCGAGGCUGAGAAAAAGAAGCUUCUCCUGGCACAUGAGUCAAUGAGAGAAAAGGACCUACAAGCCAUGAAGGCUAGCAGUACACCUCCCAGUCGUAGCCCUAGACAGAGUCACUCUAGACAGAGCAGUGUCACGAGUGAGAAUGCUAUAAUGCCACUUUCUCAGGAGGAAGUGUUAGAGCGUACUUUGAUGCUGGCAUCAAGUAAUGGCAACAAGGCCAGUCUCUAUGAUAGCUUGCGUCAGACUGGUGCUGCCACCAUUAUGGAGAAUCUAGAAUCACAGCUAAAACUGCGGGAAGGAGAGAUUCUACAAUUACAGAGUGAAAUUGGGAGUCUGGAGAGGACCAGGGAGUCAAUGGCCCGUGAACUAGUCAACUUAUCUACCCACAAUGAUGAACUUCAGGAAAAACUUGAUGUUUUAGAGGAUAUCAGGGAGAAAUAUACUGAGCUAGAUGGUCGCUACAACGCAAUGCUACUGAUGUAUGGAGAGAAGGAAGAACAAGUUCAAGAACUCAGGCUGGAUCUGGCAGAUGUGAAAGAAAUGUACAAAACACAGAUUGACCAGCUGUUAAGGACUCAGUGAACAAUCUCUCAACAUCCCAGAAUAUAAGGGGGACCACCAGCUUAGAUACACACACAUACAUAUAUAUAGAGAGAGAGAAUUAAACUGCUGCUAAUGGUGCAUUCUCUUAUUUGCUGUCUUCUUGCCUGGAACUAUCACGCAAUAUCAACUGCUCCAUCUAAUUCGUUAUAUUGAGAUGGAUUUAUAUUGUAGACAAGUUACAGACCAGGGGAUUGUAAACGCUAACCAAUGUGCAAUUCAGAUUAAACAUUCACUUUUCAAUGGAAAGGUAAAUCACAUAAGGGGAAAUUCAAUUGACCUCAAGUUAAAGGUAGUGUCAGAUCUAGCGAGCAAACGAAACAAAAACUGUUUUAAUUCUACUUUAUUUGAGGAAAACUAAAGAUUUUUAAUACCUGUUUUUAUUUUAUAAAUGUGGUCACAACAUUUAUUAAUCAGUAAACAUUUUCACACAUUUUUGGCAAGUUGAGCUGUUUGGAUCGUAUAUAAUUUCACCAAUGGAUAACAUACAAGCUGUGAACCUUUUUUUUAUUAAAAUAAAGAAUACAUUGGUAGGUCAAUUGUACAUGUUGCUUGCAAUUUGUCACCACCCAGAUCUAAUUCUGCCUUUAA